CUUUCGUUCGAGCUCCCCUAGCUAGUGCAAAUCUCGGCGGAUGAAUGUUUUCUUAAGGGAUUCUUCCCGAAAGCGACGCGAAAAUCUGAGAGGAGUCGACCAAGCUGAAAAUUCGUGAGUGAAAUCAUUUACUGUAAAAUUUAUGCUACAUUUCGUUGUUUGGAUUCCCAAAGUUUAUAGGAUUUGAUUUCGGAAAUUAAAAAGAAAGACCAAACUUGUGUUCAAGGCGUUCCUGGGGGGUGAUGGCACUCACGCCGACAGCGUCUCCCACAAAGAUUUCACCAUUUUUCUAUUGACAAAAAAAUCUUAUACAUCUCUACGUACAUUCGAUAUUUUUUGGUUAACCUGUCGGCUAGUACGCUUUGAGCACGUGAUUACGAUAAACGCCGCAUAACUAAAGUUUGUAUUUGAACAUUUUUUCCGAGGAAUUCAUUUAUGUGCUUCCAACGACAGAUUUGUUUUGUUGCACAUUCGUUCUCGGCUAGUGCCAUGGAUUUUCUUUAAAGGCUUCUCGAUGUUGAUUUUCUCCUUUAUAAUUGCGCUAAGCUACAAUAAAAUUACCAAUUUGAAUAUUGGAUCGCAGGAAUUUAUUCUAAAGCAGCAGAAUAAUGGAAAGCGGAAGCAACCUGCCUACGCCGGGUAAUUAUCCUGGUGGGGAUCGUCAACAGUUUUGCGUAUCAUGGAAUUCUCAUCAAUCAAAUAUGCACAGUGCAUUUCCAAAACUUUUAAGUUCUGAACAAUUUGUUGAUGUCACUUUAGCCUGUGAUGGAGGCUCAAUAAAGUGUCACAAAGUGGUAUUAUCCGCUUGUAGUGAUUAUUUGGAACGUUUACUGUUAGAAAUACCUUGCACUCAUCCUAUUAUAUUUUUGAGAGAUAUGAGAAUGUGGGAACUUCAAGCAUUAGUGGAAUUUAUGUAUCGUGGUGAAGUAUAUGUGGAGCAACAACAACUUGGUAAAUUAAUGCAAGCUGCUGAAGUUUUGCAGGUUCGUGGUUUAUUUACUCAAGGAUCAAGUGAUAAUUCUUCGAGUGAAAGUGGUUCACAACAGUGCGAUUCAAAUGCUACUGUUGCACCUACGAUUGCACAGCAGGAUGGAUCUGACUAUAAAUCUGAGGAAACUCCAUCUGAGGAUGGAACUUCGAAUACUAAUUUUCUAGAGAGUACAUCAAUUGCUGCAUCUAGUACAGCAAAUGCUCCAUCACACAGUACUACACCAGUUCCACAGAAUUCUAAUUCAUCAAAUUUUAUGAAUAUGGAGCACAGUGAGGCAUUACAACAUUUGGAAAAAGCACUUAGCGUUUGCGAAGCAACUUUAACUGAGACUCAGGGCAUGGUUAGGAUGGAACCAGACGAGCAAUUUACCCAACAGCAAGAUGUCAAGCCAUACUCCAUUAGUAUGGUACCAAGCAGCAAUUGUAAUCCUAGUAGCCCGUUUCCGCGAUUGAAGGUAAGAAAAAAGGUUAUCAAAGACGACAAAGACGUUCGGAAGAGGAAUUGAAGCAAGCUUCGGAUAUGGUAGCACGUGGUAUGACGUUUCAAGUUGCUUCAGAAAAGUACAAAAUUCCGAUAAGUACGAUUCGAUUCUAUAUGGUUAGGAAAGGUAUAUUACAAAGGCGAAAACGCGGUCGUGGUUCGAGUAAUCUUGGUAUGAAUAGUCAACCGGGAAGUCCUGCAAGUCCGCCAUAUCAUAUGAUGAACUAUCGUUUGCCAGAAAGCCUAAACUCCAGCCUACCGUAGUGCAGUACGAAAAGUAGCGAGUUUUUAGAUUUGAGUUGAAUCGAACAAAUUUUUUAUUGCCACGUCGGAGCUGUUCCAGGCUGUCAUUCUUCCCAUCUUUAUUGACUCACACUGAGUUAUUCGUUUCUCGUUUAAACAUUUACGACACGCGAUUACGCAUGCUUAGUGCAAGUGCGUUUUCGUCAAACUGCUCGUUAUUCUAUACACAUUUAUUGCAUUUACAGAAGAUAGUAAUUUAAUAGAAAAUAAUUGACAAGAUGUACGUAUCGUACAUGAUAGGCACGACUUUAGUCUUGAACAGCUCGGCUCCGUGUACAUAAGCAUCAUACGAGUUUUCGAACGCAGCAUCGAAAUGAAAAAGAUAUGUUUCAAAACUAAUAGAAGAUAAAAAAAAUGAUUCGUUUACAUGAGAAUCAUUGUAGAUGUAAUCAUUGAUUAGAAAUAGUGUAUAAUUGGUUAUAAUGAUAGUUUUUUCAUCUUAUUUUCUAUAAAUUUUAUGAUGUAAAAAUAAGAAAAAAUACAUCUCGAUACAGCGUUCGAAGAUCGCCUGUACGGUUCAGUUUUGGGCCGUGUUCCGUUCUUCUACUUAGUGACACAUACACCUUACGUACGUGGAUAACGUAAGAGGUAUUUUUUUGAGUCCUAUACACUGAUUGCUAUAACAGAUUUACAAAAUACGGUUCAUGGAAAAGUUUGAACGUGUCACUCGAAUCAUAUUUUUACGAUCAAUGGAAAAUCUUUUGAUAAUACGUAUCUAUAGGGUAGGUUCUUUUUUAUUACGUCCUAUUUAUACAUAUACACAUAGAUAUAUAUGUAGAUGUGUAUAUAUGCGCGCGCGCAUGUAAUAUUUUGCCUGUUUGUGUCUAUUUAGUGAAUGUCCAUGUUUGUGUCUGUGCCUGUAUGGGUUUAUGCGCGCGUGUAUGUACAUAUGUAAAUGCAUAAAUAUAUAUAUGUGUAUAUAUUUGAAUAAAAUGUACAUGUACUCUAUUAAGUUGCUUUUUUUGAAUAGUAAAUGCGAUUUAUCUAGAUAUCGAGAUAUUAAGCAUUAAAUUUCGGUUUUUAAAACCAACAAGAUAUAGUAAGUCGUUUACGAAUAUUAUGUUACUUUUAUUUAACACAAAAAUCAAGACAGAAACGGUGGAAUCGAAGCUCGCGAUUUUAAAAAAACGUACGAUAUAUUAUACGUAUCAUAUGAUCGUAUGCUUCGUCCAUGAACGAAUUAGUCACUAUGUUCAAGACUGGUAACACGUGGCUGAUCCGCAACCACGUCGAAUCUUAUACCGCAAAUCUGGAUCUACUACACAAAUAUUUUUGUAGACACUUUGCGCGUGGAAGGUGUCUUCUUUCUGCCUUUGUAUAUGCGUGUGUUUAUAUAUUUAUAUAUGCAUAUAUAUACACAUACAUGUACACACAUAAUACGUAUAUACAUACGCAUAUAAAUUACGAGAAUGGAAAUUGUAUCGAUACUUAUACAUGAACAUAUAUGUAUAAGCGCAAUAUAUGAACAUGUAUACUUCGAUAGUUACAGAUUCAGUGGCUCGAUGAACCCGUACUCGAUGAAAAAGUUUACAAUUUAACUUUCAUCACAAGAAAAAAGGACGUUACGGAAAACGAAUGAUCAUGACGUACGUAGCGUAAUGCUUUUUACAUGCUAGUGUACAAAUGAUAUUUAUAAUCUAUCGUCAAAAUCAGCAGUUUUCAUACAAACGAUCGAAUGUGUUGUACGGUCCUUUUAUGAAUACUGGAUCUGCCUUUUCGAAAGAUUAAAAUGAUUAGUACAUACAUUUAAAAUUGUGUAUACACAUGAUCGGCGCGCAUGCACGUAUAUCUUACAUAUAAUACACGUAUGUGCAUGCGCGCGCGCGCGUGCACUCUUACAUACACAUUCACUCACACAUAUACACAAAAUAUAAUCGUACAGUGUAUUGCCUUUGUUAAAUAGCAUUCGGAUAAGCCAUAUUUUUCCAUGCAAUGCAAUAAUCCAGCAAAGUAAAUUACCGUAAAACGUGAAAACAGCCUAAAUAGAAGAGUGCCAGAUAUGGGAGAAAAGAAAGAAAA
Molecule: messenger RNA, 3793 nt
Organism: Apis florea (little honeybee)
Lineage: Eukaryota; Metazoa; Arthropoda; Insecta; Hymenoptera; Apidae
Biological process (GO): regulation of transcription by RNA polymerase II
Cellular component (GO): nucleus
Molecular function (GO): protein binding
Source: RefSeq, a predicted model, not a curated record